Molecule: messenger RNA, 2484 nt
Organism: Clavispora lusitaniae ATCC 42720
Lineage: Eukaryota; Fungi; Ascomycota; Pichiomycetes; Serinales; Metschnikowiaceae
Gene: PHO91
Product: Pho91p
Biological process (GO): polyphosphate metabolic process; transmembrane transport; phosphate ion transport
Cellular component (GO): membrane
Molecular function (GO): phosphate transmembrane transporter activity
Source: RefSeq, a predicted model, not a curated record
AUGAAGUUCUCACAUUCGUUGCAGUUUAAUGCCGUUCCAGAGUGGUCAUCAAAGUAUAUUUCGUAUACGACGCUCAAGAAAUUAAUAUACUCAUUACAAAGAGAAUCAUUAAGACGUCAAAAAGAUGAUUUAGAAUCAUCACAUCUAAUUUCCAACGAAUCAUCUUCUUCAAAAGAUCCUUCUGUUGUCUUUGUUGCAGCAUUGGAUGCAGAGUUGAAGAAGAUAGAUGAGUUUUACCAGUCUCAAGAGGCUUUUGUUUUUCAGGACAUAGAUGAUCUUAUGAGGGAUAUUGAUGUCUUCGAGAAUGAUGUCGAAAACGUUGGUAACAAUGAACAACGAGAUUUGCUUGGAUUCGAUUUGCGCCACUAUAAGCUGAACUCAACCGCCCCACGGCGCAAAAGGGCGUCUGAUGCUUCUGGAGAGCUCACCACUUUUGUUACUGAUCCAGAAACCGAAUACACUCAGGAUGAUGAUUACGAGGAAGGCGACAACGUACACAAUACAGAGCUGAAUAGUGAUGCCUUGAGGAAAACUAAGUCGAGUGAAUAUCCUUUAAGAAGCCAAAAAUCACAAGCGUGGGAUCAACUUGAGUCUUCUGUUAGACUUCCUCCACAGCUCAUUCUUCUUUCCGAAACUCGGGUUCUUUUGAGAAAGAGAAUCAUCAAUAUGUACACCACCAUUUCGGAGCUCAAAAGCUAUGUGGAAUUAAACCAAACCGGUUUUAAGAAAGCAUUAAAGAAAUUUGACAAACUGUUAGAUACGAACUUGAAAGAUGAAUACUUGUCUCAAUUACCCGAAAGAACUUAUGUGUUCAAAAAAUCUACUAUGGAAAAGCUAGACGAAAAAAUUAAUUCACUAAUUGAAAUCUAUGCCAUUAUUUGCAACCAUGGGAAUGAUUUAGAAGCUGCCAAAGCAGAACUUUCUAUUCAUUUGAGGGAUCAUGUCGUCUGGGAAAGAAACACUGUGUGGAGAGACAUGAUAGGUAUGGAGAGGAAAUCUCAAGCUGCCAAUUCUAAGGCAUCUGAGGGACCAUCAUCAAACGAGAAGGCUAAUUCUUCCAUUUCUUCUUUUAAUAUCUCAUUCCAGAACCCAACAAUUGUUAAGCUAUGCUUAAUUGUGGGAGUUACGCUUCUUUUACUUAACUUUUCUCCUUUUGAUGAUAUUGCUCAAAAGAAUUGUUUUGCGUUGCUUGUGUGUGCCUCUUUGUUAUGGGCUACGGAAACAAUUCCACUCUUUGUGACCUCCCUUUUAAUUCCAAUGAUGAUCGUGAUGCUUGGAGUCCUCAAAAACGUUGACGGCACACCUAUGGACUCAGUAGAGUCUUCCAAGUUUAUCCUCUCAACUAUGUGGAACUCUGUGAUUUUACUUCUUCUUGGUGGCUUCACAUUGGCUGCUUCGUUAACGAAGUACAACAUUGCUAAAGUCAUAUCCACGUGGAUCCUUGCCAAGGCAGGUACACGGCCACCUGUGGUUUUGUUGACGAUUAUGAGCAUUGCAUUAUUUGCAUCCAUGUGGGUUUCCAAUGUUGCAGCGCCGGUUCUUUGUUUUUCCCUCAUUCAACCAUUACUUCGUACUUUACCGAAGGGAUCCAAGUUCAUUAAUGCCUUGAUCCUUGGAAUUGCUCUCGCAUCUAACGUCGGUGGCAUGGCGUCCCCAAUUGCAUCACCUCAGAAUAUGAUCGCGAUCGGUUCAAUGGAUCCCGCUCCAUCAUGGGGACAGUGGUUCGUGAUUGCACUCCCUGUCUGUAUCCUUUCCUUACUAUUAAUUUGGGUGUUUUUGCUUAUCACGUUUGAUUGUAAUUCCAAGAAAACACAACUCGUGCCCUUCAGAACUGGUAAUGACAAGUUCACAAAGAUCCAGUGGUUCAUAGUUGGUGUGUCUAUGUCAACAAUUUUGUUGUGGUGUUUCGCAUCACGCUUGGAAGGAGUCUUCGGUGAGAUGGGUAUCAUUGCCUUGAUACCUCUCAUUUUGUUUUUUGGAACAGGGUUGUUGACAACUGAAGAUUUCAAUAAUUACCCAUGGAACAUUGUUGUCUUAGCGAUGGGAGGAACUGCUUUAGGAAAGGCUGUAGCUUCUUCCGGAUUGCUUUCAACUAUUGCCAUCCAAAUCCAACGCGAGGUGGAAGACUUUUCACUCUUUGGUGUAACGUUAACAUUUGGUCUCCUCAUUUUGAUUAUGGCAACUUUUGUCAGUCACACUGUGGCGGCCUUGAUCGUUGUUCCCUUAGUCGCAGAGAUUGGUAACAAAAUGGAUGACCCUCAUCCAAGGUUGCUUAUCAUGGCAAGCGCAUUAUUGUGCUCUGCUGCAAUGGGAUUGCCAACUUCUGGAUUUCCAAACGUUACGGCUAUCUGCAUGACGGACGAAUUUGGAAAGCCGUACCUUACUGUUGGAACCUUCAUUACUAGAGGAGUUCCUAGUUCCGUCAUUGCGUAUUGCAUCAUUGUGACUAUUGGCUAUGCCACAAUGAAGCUUAUCAAUUUCUAG